Messenger RNA from Camelina sativa (false flax), 1265 nucleotides. RefSeq lists its product as uncharacterized. The record is from RefSeq and is a predicted model, not a curated record. NCBI's taxonomy places the organism in Eukaryota, Viridiplantae, Streptophyta, Magnoliopsida, Brassicales, Brassicaceae.
AUGGUUUUGUUUUCUCCAUCUCCAUAUAUCUUUGUUUUCAGCUUAACAUGUUUUUUCAAUGCAUCAAGAGUAAAGGAAGAAGAUUGUGGUGCUUUUGCAGCAGAUUGUGUUGUACUUUGUUGCUGCUGCGAGUGCUUUAUACUACAAGUCUUUAUCUUCGUCUUCUUCAAGGUUCCUUGUAAACUUGCACAUAAAAUGAAGAGAUUUGUGACCAGAAGGCUUCGAGGAAAGAAGAGAAGCAACGCAAAGAUCUUCCUACCGACAAAGGAGGAUGAUUGCAGAGACAGAGAGGAGCAUGUGUCGAAAUUAAGUUGCAUGCAAGACAUUGAGGAGAUGAUGCAUGAACUUUCCAUGAAAGGAGAGUUUGUGUUUGGGAGUUUCUGGAGACAGGGAGACUCUGCAAAUGAUUUGGAUUUCGGAAACUCACAGUUCGAAAUAGCUACAUACAGAGAUCAUCAUUCCUUGUCAUUGCUCAUUGCACAAGAUGUCUUAUUGGAUUCAAGAAUCCACAUAAUGAAGCGUUAAGAGGACUGAAACAAAAAGCUGUUCUGUAAACACAAUUUACCGGACCUGUAAGAUCUCCUUUCAUGACCAGUCAAGAAUCAGAAUGUACAACAACUAGUUGGUAAGCCUUCUUCGGUCCAGAGUCUGAAGCAAGAAAGCUUCUUCCUUCCACAUUUAUAUGGUUCUAUUUACAUUCUGUGAGCCAGUUGAAUAUGAAAGACCUAUUCAAGAGGAGACAGGUUGAUUACGUUGUCAUGAUUCAGGCUCAGAUCUCCUGACUGAUCUCUUUUUAGCUUCUAAUCUGGCAGUGAACCCAAUUGUUGUAGGUCUUAUCGAUCUUUGCCUUACCAUAUCACAGUACUCCGGGUCGUUACACUACUAUUUGGCACUAAUAGUAGUUACAAUAGCAGAGACGAAAACGUGUAAAUAUCAUACACACAGAUUUGUUUUUUCUUUUUCUUUCGCCAUUGGAGGCAGCAACAACCCAUCAAUAACAUCCCAGUAAGAGUGCUUAAAACAGUAAGAGUCUCUCUCUCCGGUUUUGUUUCUUCUUUGAUUUGUGUUCAUCUUACUGUUUCCAUGUGGUGAAACUAAAGAGACUACCAAAACAGAGGAUUACAGAGGAGCAUGUGGUUGAAGAGAGCUGAGAAAAAAGGGAAAGCUUCGUUUUCUUACAUGGAACUACUUUUGUAAAAAAAAAAAAAAAAACCUACUUUUGUAUCUAUAUUUUUUUUAUACCUUUACCUUCAAGUUUGCAUAUU